Molecule: messenger RNA, 2471 nt
Organism: Mycotypha africana
Lineage: Eukaryota; Fungi; Mucoromycota; Mucoromycetes; Mucorales; Mycotyphaceae
Product: major facilitator superfamily domain-containing protein
Exons: 5
Coding region: 310-2217 (635 amino acids)
Biological process (GO): transmembrane transport
Cellular component (GO): membrane
Molecular function (GO): transmembrane transporter activity
Source: RefSeq, a predicted model, not a curated record
GAAAAUAAUAUACAAUCAAAAGCCCAUGAGCGAUGCUUCGUUAAUGAAUCUAUUCACAACCUGAAACGAACAAGUUAUACAUCUUGUCGGUAUGUCGUACAUUCGCUGUCAUCUACCUCUGAGUUCGAAAAAGACGAAUGCUUGACAAGCAGCAGAGUAAGGCAUUCUCAAAUAAAAGUGUGAGACAUAAGCAACAGAAUUAGAGAAGGUUAUUUCUAAGCACGUUACUCCACGAGAUGAAAUCAAAAACUUGUCUUUCUUUUCCUCUUUCCUUUCUUCCCUUUUUCAUACUCGAUUUUCUCAUAUCCCAUGUUUGAUAAUACCUUACAGAAAAGAAAACAGAAAGAGCAUGCAAUUGGAGUCGAACAAGAAGUAGCAGAAACCACGCCUUUAUUACAUAAACAUAACGACAGUAGUAGUAGCAGUAGCAGUACUAGAUCAAACCAUUUCAACCUAUCGAAUCCUUCCCUUGCUACUUUCAAAGCACCAUCACCAUGGCAUAUUCUUAUACCCACUUUCGGUCUGACGUUUUCCUUUGGUGCAUUAUUUGCUCCAAUGAUUCAAUUUUAUACCAUGGUCUUCUGUUAUCUAUAUUACCAAAAACAAUCAGUUACAGUCGUGAAAGAUGGAAAUAGCAGUGAUAUUGAUAUUCCUCUUGAAUAUUGUGCCAUACCUGAAGUUCAAGCCAUUGUAUCACGAGCACAAGCUAUCAUCAUGAUGAUUACUUACGGAUCAACUCUAUUAUUUGCUGGAUAUUAUGGCUCAUUGUCCGAUCGGAAAGGCAGAAAAUUAAUUUUGAAAAUCUCUACCUUUGGUAACAUUGUGUUGGUAUCAAGUUAUAUCUUGACCAUCAAAUUUCCAGAGGUCUUUGGAAUUUCCUUGCUUUUCAUCGCGCCAUUGUUAAGGGGCCUUUUAGCCGGUGAUGCUGUCAUGAUAGCAGCUGCUCAAGCCUACAUUUCUGAUUGUACUACGCCAGGAACAAGGACCAUUGCUUUUGGUCGACUCAUGGCCUCUGUUUUUAUUGGCGCAACCGUUGGCCCGACCGUCGCCUCCUCUUUAAUGAAAAGAACCAACUCCAUUGCAAGUGUCUUCUACUUGGUCUUGACGCUUAAUAUUUUCUUUGAGCUUUAUGUCAUGUUGAUCUUGCCCGAAUCAAAAUCUGCUGAAGCACGUCGAAAAUCAACCGAACUCGCUGAAGAGAAAAAAAAGAAAGCUUCUACCUAUGACUCUAUAUUACAACGCAUCAAUAUCUUUUCGGCACUCGGUAUGCUAACCCGUGCUCCCUCGUCACCCGUCGCCAGCAAAUAUACCCACCCUUAUAUCAUGCCUAUCAUUGCUGUCAUUCAAUUUGUCAUUUAUAUGGUUGCUUUACCGCCGAGUUUAUUAUAUGCUAUGCUUCAAUUUGGAUGGACGGCCUAUGAAGGUGGAUUGUACAUUAGUUUAGCAGCCUUCAUGCGAACUUUGAUCAUGAUGCUUCUGCUACCGUUUUUGUCAAAAUUGUUUCAUAGAAACGCAUCCUCCUCCAUCGCUAGUGGUAAACUGCAAGGAUGUGCCAAAGGAGAAGGAAUAGUAGGAGGAGGAGCAACCACGACGGAUGUCAUACCACCAGAGAUACCCUUAGCAGAAGAACAACAGCAAUCGAUCACUUGUCGCAUGGAAGCAUCCACUUCUCAGCCCACCUACGCCACUACUCUCAACGACGACAAUGACAGUCAUCACAAAGAGGAAGAUAAAGACGAAGACGACAUCAAAACGGACAAGCGUAGUGAAGAAGACAUCAAACGUACUAUUUUAUUUGAUGCAUGGAUGAUACGAUCUGGUUUAACAGCUGAAACCAUCUGUUAUAUUGUCUUUGGGCUUGUCACCACUUCCGCUGGAUUUAUGGCAACAGGUGCCUUACAGAGUCUGUCCUUAUUAGCAACACCUUCCAUUCGCUCCCUUACAACCACCUUAGUCCAUCCAUCAGAAGUUGGGGAAAUGUUGGGGGCUAUGGCUGUUUUAGAAGCCUGCGCAAUGAUGAUAUCGAACAUGCUGUUAAACACUAUUUACAGUGCCUCAGUAGCCGCUAUGCCGAAUUUGAUUUUCUUUGUUUGCGCUGCUAUUGCUGGUUUAGGUGCUGUCUUUGGUUUUUUUAUUUAUCCUACGAGUACUUCCCCAGAUUUAAGUAAUAACAACGUUUCAUCCGCACCAGCAACAUCGUCUACUACUUCUGCUUAAUUUAUCAUCUUUUUUUUGGGAGCUAUACCUUUUACUAUGAAUCUCUCUAUAUCCUUUUUUUUAUUCUAAAACUUAUUAGUAGUAGUAAUAAAGUUAUUCUAGAAAGGUUUUGUUUUCAGGUCUAUCAUGAGUGAUAACUUUUCCAUUUAUACAUAAAGUAUAGUAGAAUAGAAUCUAUGAUAGAACUAGACAGAUUGUCUAAGUAUACGAGUAGUUCCAUAUAACAUAGCACAAAGACGUGAAUACAAAUAGUG